This is a messenger RNA of Exophiala bonariae, 2418 nucleotides long. RefSeq lists its product as uncharacterized. Bases 1 to 2418 code for a protein of 805 amino acids. Gene Ontology annotation, cellular component: fungal-type vacuole membrane; PAS complex. The transcript has a single exon. NCBI's taxonomy places the organism in Eukaryota, Fungi, Ascomycota, Eurotiomycetes, Chaetothyriales, Herpotrichiellaceae. The record is from RefSeq and is a predicted model, not a curated record. Gene Ontology annotation, biological process: protein localization to vacuolar membrane; vacuole inheritance; positive regulation of phosphatidylinositol biosynthetic process.
AUGUCUGCACCUUCUGAGAAUCCUCCUCCCUUGGGACCCGGCCCUGUCGAUCAAUCAAAAACCUCACGAGAGAAUUCUCCUGCCCGCAACUCUCGCAGUGUCUCUGCCAUACCCCAUCUAUCACGAUCCCGGAAAAACAGUCAAGAGUUCAGUCCUACCCGGAAUGCAACCGCGGGUGGCUCUCUCUCCACUGUCCCCUCUGCUGCAGCGGUCCAGCGUGCUCUCUCCGCCCAGCGACCCAUUCUACCACCAGCAAGUGUCGACGGUGUCUUGGAAGGAGCACGCAGCGGCGAGAGACAGAUGAAGUCGGGUCAAACGUCGCCGGCAUGGCGAACCGCUCCUCGCGUCAAGUCUCCUCCUCCGAAGAAUGGGAGAGUUCCACCUCCUAAAAAGAGCGAAACAGAGCAAACCCCUUCCAAUACCUCGUCCAAGAGGUUGGCUGCAGCGUCUUCGCCCGAGCAAGUUGGGGCUAUGCUGGUCAAUGAUAGCCAGGAACCAGAAAGGAACAACUCAGCCGUGCGGACUCCCCGCGGUCCCAGCACUGGCACAAGUUUGCUCGAGACUGUCGCCGAGAGCAGUCUUCCCACCACUCCCUCGAUUGGGCCCGUGUUAUCCUCUCCAUUGGAGUCACGGGUUGAAGUUCCGUCGCUGGAUCCCAAGGUCGAUGUCCAGGCCGAGUCAUCGAUCGCGAAAGAAGGCGACGGCAGUGGCGGCGAUGUUAGCACCAAACCCAACACAAGCAAGACCGAAAAUGGCAGGAGAUCUAGGGCUCCAAGCACAUCGCGGCCGGCAUCAGAGCUUGCUAAGCGCUCUCUAACCAAUCUCACAACUGCCAAGAAUAAACCUACGGUGGAUCCACCCAGGACUAUGACGGUGGAAACUGAAACUGUGACGUCCAUGCCACAGCUCCUGAAUCCUGACCGAGGAGCUUCUGGUCGAGAUGGUACCGGAAGUAUCAGGGCCAAGCCAAGCUCGGAGACCAUCCGGCCUAAAAAGGAAAAGAAGAAAACCACACGCAAGACGCCAUCUCUACAUGCCGGGACCGCGACAUCGAAAGCCGACCUUUUCGAAGCCAGAGUUGCGAGUGCAGUGGAUGAGGCUGAUUCUUCGGAUUCUGAUGAAACCUUUGUGUAUGAAUCCAACCCAGUGGAUCGCCCGAUGAGGCACCAUUCGCGCACACCGAGUGCUACAUCAUUGACCAGCCAGGAUCAGUUCGGGACACGAAACAAACACGGGGUGAGGAACGGAAGCCAUGCUAUUGCCGGCAAGAAGAGCAUGAAGUUUUCUAACAACACUUACAAUAAUCACCUCGAUGGAGAACCAGGCGCGGACGGUCGUGGAAGUCAACGCAAUGCAAGUUCCACUCCACGCCACCAUCACAUCAGCCGACAUGGGAGACCGCAUCAUACUUCAAUUCUUGAUACCGAUUCUCCAUUCACUCAAGCAAGCAAACAACACUCUCCUCGCUCUUCCGUCAAUAACUUGUCUCGAUUUUCUCGGCCUAACAGUCCUCGAGUAUCGAAUGGACGCCUACCAAACACUUCCCGAAAGGGAGACCCAUAUGAUGCGUAUGACGAUGCUGCCGAUGACGAGAGAGCACCAUUGAUUGGAUCAGUUCGAAUCAACCGAUCUCGCCAUAGCCGUCGACCACAGAGUGGCAGCUUUCGACCGAUGGAUUACAAUGACGGGUACGAACAAAACUAUUGUGGACGAUGGGGCAGCUGUGCUUUCCUCGCGUUCAUUUUGGUUCUGGUUUGUAUGGGAAUAGCUACUUUUGUUGUGGCUGUCAAUCGACCAUUGAUGGAUGUGUCGAUCAAGCAUAUUCAAAAUGUGCUUGCUUCGGAGCAAGAGAUCAUGCUGGACUUGCAUGUCGAAGCCACCAACAUGAAUCUGUUUGUCAUUACCGUUACCGAUUUGGAUGUCAAUCUUUUCGCGGAGAGCCCGUACGUGGGAACGAACGAGGACUGGAAGGGAGGGGAGACCACACUGCGCUGGGUCAAGCGAGGUAGCUACUGGCCACCUUGGCAGUCACCAGACGGAGUGGAUGAAGGUACAGACCCCAUCGACGAUCCGGAGCCUGGAACACAAAAGAUGCUACUGGGAAGGAUUUUCGAGUUUGAUUCACCAUUGGUGUUUGAUGCUUCGCCUGUGCGGCGGACACGCUCAUCAUCAGUGGGGGAGAUACGCCUCGCGAAACCAGGAAACCGAACAGAAGAGGGCGGAUCUGCUCGAUGGGAAAGAGUGUUGCAACACCCGUAUGACUUGAUCGUGAGAGGAGUGAUUAAAUAUCAACUUCCAUUGAGCUCAAAGUCGCGAUCGGCCAAGAUUGGCAGUCGGAUCAAGGUUCUCCCGUCGGAUGAUACAGGGGAUGGUCCUGGUGACAAGUUGAAUUCAUCAUGGGCAGUUGGCGGCCGAUAA